Messenger RNA from Planococcus citri (citrus mealybug), 1648 nucleotides. RefSeq lists its product as uncharacterized. The coding region runs from base 47 to 1576 and encodes 509 amino acids. Lineage: Eukaryota; Metazoa; Arthropoda; Insecta; Hemiptera; Pseudococcidae. The transcript is spliced from 11 exons. The record is from RefSeq and is a predicted model, not a curated record.
UAACCCAUAUACAAUGUAUGUAGUUAGGUGUCAUUCGUGAUAAUUUAUGUAUUUACGUUGCAACGCUAUGGAAAAAUUUGUGAAUAAAGUUGCAGUAGUAACAGGAAGUAGUUCUGGAAUCGGAUCUGCAAUUAGUAAAGAGUUGGUAACAUAUGGAAUCAUCGUCGUUGGUGUGGCCAGAAGAAUUGAAAAUUUACAGAAACUUGCUGAUGAACUGAACGAACCUGGUAAACCUGUCAGAUUUUAUCCUGUAAAAUGUGACGUGACUGAGGAAAGUGAAAUUGAGAACUCAUUUAAAUGGAUUACUUCUGAACUCGGUCCCAUUGCCAUAUUGAUCAACUGUGCCGGAACAUCGCAACCAUUUUUACUCCGUGAUGUAACCGGGGAAAGUAUUUCUCAAAUAUUUGAUACAAAUGUAAAAGCAUCGAUUCUAUGUUCGAAAUUAGCUAUCGAAAGUAUGACGAAAAAUUGUAUCCAAGGUCAUGUCAUAAAUAUAAACAGCAUAGUAGGUCAUGUGAUAAGCGAUGGUCUGAAACUGCAUCAAAUUUAUACAGCCUCCAAACACGCUCUAAAAGUUUUCUCAGAAACAUUAAGACGUGAACUUUUCGAUCAAAAUUUGGAUAUCAAAGUAACGAACUUGAGUCCUGGAGCUGUGAUUACCGAAAUGACAAGAAUGUCUAUACCUUCUGUGGAAUCGCUACCCCCAACAAAAAUUAUGCAACCGAAGGAUAUUGCUGAUGCAUGUGUGUAUGUUUUGAGCACUCCUAAAAACGUAUUGCGUUUAAGUAGAUGUCUUUUGUAUUACAUAAAACAGAAUAUGGAAAGAUUUACGGAUAAAGUUGCUGUUGUGACCGGAAGCAGUUCCGGAAUGGGAUUAGCAAUUAGUACAGAGUUGGUAAAACAUGGAAUUAUUGUUGUUGGUGUGGCUAGAAGAAUAGAUAGACUAAAGGAACUUGCUGAAAAAUUAAACGUAGCUGGAAAAUCAGCCAGAUUUUAUCCUCUAAAAUGCGACAUCACCGUCGAAAAUGAAAUAGAAAAAUCAUUUCAAUGGAUCACAUCGCAGCUGGGCCCCAUUGCAAUAAUGAUAAAUAAUGCUGGAGUGCUGAAGCCAUCCCUUCUCAAAGACGUCACAGGAGAAAUGAUAUCUCAGAUAUUCGAUACGAAUGUCAAGGCGACAAUCUUAUGGGCGAAAUUAGCUGCUCAAAAUAUGACAAAUAAUUCCAUCGAAGGGCAUAUCAUCAACGUAAAUAGUAUUGCAGGCCAUAUGAUAUUAGGUUAUAAUCCGAAUUUGAUUCAAGUUUACACUGCUUCCAAACAUGCUCAAAAAGUGUUCUCUGAAGCAUUGCGGCGGGAGCUCGUAGGCCAGAAUUCGAAAAUCAAAAUAACAAGCUUGAGUCCUGGAGCAGUAAAAACUGAAAUGCUGAAUGAAUUUCAAACCACUGCGGUUUCAUUACCCCCCAAGAAAUUCAUACAACCGAAAGAUAUCGCUGAUGCGUGUGUGUAUGUUUUGAAUACUCCUCCUAACGUAUUGGUAUCAGAACUCACAAUAAUGCCCCUUCAUCAAGAGAUUUCAUGAAAUUCAUUACUAAAUUUGAGCGUUUGAGUACUUUAUUAUUUUGUAAAAUAAAAAACAAAUAUAAGUACCGGA